Argiope bruennichi is the source of this 1480-nucleotide messenger RNA. It is a transcript of the gene CIAPIN1, whose product is annotated as anamorsin homolog. Gene Ontology annotation, biological process: iron-sulfur cluster assembly. Gene Ontology annotation, molecular function: iron-sulfur cluster binding. The record is from RefSeq and is a predicted model, not a curated record. The transcript is spliced from 8 exons. Gene Ontology annotation, cellular component: cytoplasm. Bases 154 to 1071 code for a protein of 305 amino acids. Lineage: Eukaryota; Metazoa; Arthropoda; Arachnida; Araneae; Araneidae.
UUAAAUUUAAACUUAGUGUGUAACAGUGCACACUAUCUACAGCUUGUACUGAACUUUGAAUUUAUUUACGAAAUUUAUUUUCUUCUGUAAAGCUAUUGUGGUUAUUUGAAUUCUUUGCUGCUGUUUUAAUUUGUUAUUUCAUUUAUAUAAAAAAUGAGUUCAAAUGAACAAAGUCCUAAAAAGAUUCUCUUAUUGUGGGGACCACAUGUCAAGCAAGAGCAUCUGAUAGAAACUGUUGAUGAAUUGAAAAAAGCUGCGGGAGAUAAAGGCCUGGUGGCUGUUGAAAAUUUGGAACGUUUAGUUGUCUCUGAUCACGCAAGUUCAUCUUUUGAUACUGUUCAUUGUGGAACUCUUACACCAACUCUGACAUUUCAUCCAGCCGAGGUUUUUGCAGAAAUUGCUCGUGUACUGAAACCUGGAGGAACUGUUGUCAUUAGAGAAUCUGUAGCAAACAAAGAUCAUGUGCCAAAUCUUCGCACAGCAUCCAAGCUUGCAUCAGCUUUGAAAUUAUCUGGUUUUGUUAAUGUUGGAUCGCCUAAAGCUUUGCCAAUAAGAAAAUCAAAUGUUGAAGACUAUGAAAAGCAUUUUACAUAUGAUGAGAAGGAUGUAUCACUUAUAGAAAUUAGAGCUUCAAAGCCUAAUUUUGAAGUAGGAGCAUCAGUUCCUCUCGCAAAUAUCAGUAAACCAUCAUCUAAAACAGAUUCAAAUGCUGCAAAAAUUUGGAUGUUAUCUGCAGAUGAUACACUUGAUGAAAAUGUGGAGCUGAUAAAUGAGGAUGAUUUAUUGGAUGAAGAUGAUCUGAAGAAACCAGAUCCAAGUACUUUAAAAGUAUGUGCCACUACAAAGCAAAGAAAAGCUUGCAAAAAUUGUUCAUGUGGAUUAGCAGAAGAGCUUGAAAAAGAAGAAUCUGCCAAAAUUGAAAAGAACAGAUCUGCUCCUGCUUCAUCGUGUGGAAAUUGCUAUCUUGGAGAUGCAUUUCGUUGUGCAAGUUGCCCUUAUCUGGGUAUGCCUGCUUUCAAGCCUGGAGAAAAAAUUGUUUUAUCUGACAAUCAACUGAAAGCAGAUGCAUAGAUUGAUUAUUCUUUGGAAGUGUGUAAAAUCAAACUUAGUGGUAACCAGGAUCUUAAUUUUUAGUUUAUCUCUGUUUUUUGGUGUAUUUUAUUCAUUCACUUUAAAAGAAAAGCUAGUUUUAUCUACAGUGUUUGUUUCUGGUGUUUUUAAAUAAGAGAUGUGAUUUGUAAGCUUUUAACUUGCAUCUGCUUUUUGUAAAUAUUUCUGUCAAGAAUUUCGAUCACGCUAUGCAAACUAAAUGUAUGCUUAAUAAGAUUUUUGUGAUACUUUUACAUAUCAGUUUAAACAAUUUCCAGUCCAGCUUUUGAAAAAAAAUAGUUAGGUUAUGGGAAAGUUAAUAUUUUUGAUUAAUAAAAGGCUAAUGUAGCUUUUUUUUAAUGAGGAUCUCGUUCUUUUUUUUUUUUUUUUU